This is a messenger RNA of Mauremys mutica (yellowpond turtle), 15369 nucleotides long. RefSeq names its product HECT and RLD domain containing E3 ubiquitin protein ligase 2 (gene HERC2). The transcript is spliced from 93 exons. The record is from RefSeq and is a predicted model, not a curated record. Lineage: Eukaryota; Metazoa; Chordata; Testudines; Geoemydidae. Gene Ontology annotation, molecular function: ubiquitin protein ligase activity; zinc ion binding. Gene Ontology annotation, biological process: protein ubiquitination. Bases 116 to 14635 code for a protein of 4839 amino acids. Gene Ontology annotation, cellular component: membrane; cytoplasm.
GGGCGAGGAGUCGGGUUAGAAGAAUAGCCCGAGCGGAGGACGGUGGCGGCUGCGCGAGGAGCCGGCGCCGAGGGUCUGGCCACUCUGCCAGCCUGGAGAGGGCUGGAGACUGAAAAUGUCUUCUGAACCUUUUUGUCUGGCUGCUCAAACUAGGUUUGAUUCCAAAUGGCUGAAGACAGAUUUACAGCUUGCUUUUACACGAGAUGGACUCUGUGGCUUGUGGAAUGAAAUGGUGAAAGAUGGAGAAAUUGUAUACACUGGAACAGAAUUAGCACAAAGUGGUGAACUACCUCUAAGAAAAGAUGAUAGCACUGAAUGCCAGACUGGAUCAAAGAAGGAAGAACAAAAUGACAAAGAAAAAAAAGAUGAAGAGGAAACUCCACUACCUACUUAUAGGGCCAAAUCGAUUGUUGAGAGUUGGGUGUGGGGUAAACAACCAGAUGUGAAUGAGUUGAAAGAGUGCCUGUAUGUGCUGGUGAAGGAACAGCAAGUUCUGGCCACACAAACUGCCACGACAACUCUUUCGGCUCUGCGGCUGAAGCAGAGGCUAGUUGUCCUGGAACGAUAUUUCAUUGCAUUGAACAGAACCGUUCUUCAGGAGAACGUCAAGGUUAAGUGGAAAAGCAGUAGUAUUCCUCUGCCUGCUGCGGACAAGAAAAGUCCCAGACCGAUAGGCAAAGGUGUAGAAGGACUUGCACGAGUGGGAUCCAGAGCAGCACUUUCAUUUGCAUUUGCAUUCCUUCGCAGAGCUUGGAGGUCAGGUGAGGAUGCAGACCUUUGCAGUGAAUUGUUACAAGAAUCUCUUGAUGCACUACGAGCACUACCAGAAGCAUCCCUUUUCGAUGAAGGGACUGUAUCAUCUGUAUGGUUGGAAGUUGUGGAGAGAGCUACUAAAUUCCUAAGGUCUGUUGUGACUGGUGAUGUACAUGGAGCUCCAAGUUCCAAAGGGCCAGCAAACAUUCCAUUACAAGACCAGCACUUGGCACUUGCUAUAUUGUUAGAGUUGGCAGUGCAGAGGGGCACACUAAGCCAAAUGUUGUCUGCUGUUAUGUUGCUGCUUCAACUCUGGGAUAAUGGAACAAGGGAAACAGAUAAUGAGCGAUCUGCACAAGGCACAAGUGCACCCCUUCUGCCUUUGCUGCAACGGUUUCAGAGCAUAAUCUGUAAUAAAGACAUACCUAACGCCGAGGAUGAGAUUCAGAUGCUGUCCUACUCCCUGAGUCCCAAUGAGAGUUUUCUGAGGUACCUGACUUUACCACAGGACAAUGAGCUAGCAAUUGAUCUGCGACAAACGGCAGUUGUGAUCAUGGCCCACUUAGAUCGCCUGGCUACUCCAUGUAUGCCUCCACAGUGUAGCUCUCCUACAUCUCAUAAGGGAUCUUUGCAAGAAGUCAUAGGUUGGGGUUUAAUAGGAUGGAAAUAUUAUGCUAAUGUGAGUGGUCCAAUUCAGUGUGAAGGACUUGCCAAUCUUGGAGUUAUGCAAAUUGCCUGUGCAGAGAAACGUUUUUUAAUCUUAUCUAGAAAUGGACGAGUUUACACGCAGGCAUACAACAGUGACACACUGGGACCACAGCUGGUGCAGAGUCUUGCUUCUAGAAAUAUUGUGAAGAUUGCAGCACAUUCAGAUGGUCACCACUAUCUUGCCUUGGCAGCAACUGGAGAGGUUUUCUCUUGGGGUUGUGGAGAUGGUGGAAGACUAGGCCAUGGGGACACAGUACCCCUAGAGGAACCAAAGAUGAUAUCUGCUUUAUCUGGAAAGCAGGCUGGGAAACAUGUUGUUCAUAUUGCAUGUGGAAGCACAUAUAGCGCAGCCAUCACUGCUGAGGGAGAGUUGUAUACAUGGGGACGAGGGAACUAUGGCAGGCUGGGGCAUGGUUCCAGUGAAGAUCAGACCAUCCCAAUGCUCGUCACAGGGCUGAAAGGACUGAAGGUUAUUGAUGUGGCCUGUGGAAGUGGAGAUGCUCAAACUCUUGCAGUGACUGAAAAUGGCCAGGUGUGGUCUUGGGGUGAUGGAGAUUACGGGAAGCUAGGAAGAGGUGGCAGUGAUGGUUGCAAAACUCCCAAGUUGAUAGAAAAGCUUCAGGACCUGGAUGUUGUGAAAGUACGCUGUGGGAGUCAAUUUUCUGUUGCUUUAACAAAAGACGGGCAGGUCUAUUCCUGGGGGAAAGGUGACAAUCAGAGGCUUGGGCAUGGAACAGAAGAGCAUGUUCGAUAUCCUAAACUGCUGGAAGGCUUGCAAGGGAAAAAAGUGGUGGAUGUGGCGGCUGGAUCUACCCAUUGCUUGGCACUUACUGAGGAUAGUGAAGUGCACAGCUGGGGGAGCAAUGAUCAGUGCCAGCAUUUUGAUACUUUGAGGAUCACUAAACCAGAGCCUACUGCUCUCCCAGGAUUAGACAGAAAGCACAUUGUUGGAAUUGCUUGUGGGCCUGCCCAGAGUUUUGCCUGGUCAUCUUGUUCUGAAUGGUCCAUUGGUUUGCGUGUACCGUUUGUGGUGGAUGUUUGCCCAAUGACAUUUGAACAGCUAGAUCUCCUAUUGAGACAAGUGACUGAGGGAAUGGAUGGCACCUCUGACUGGCCACCACCGCAGGAGAAGGAAUGUAUGGCUGUUGCAACCUUAAAUCUUCUAAGACUUCAGCUACAUGCUGCCAUCAGUCACCAGGUUGAUCCAGAGUGCCUUGGCUUGGGUUUAGGCAGCGUCUUGUUGAAUAGCCUGAAACAGUCCGUGGUAACUUUAGCAAGUAACGCUGGAGUUCUUAAUACUGUGCAGUCAGCUGCUCAAGCAGUGCUGCAGAGUGGGUGGUCUGUGCUGCUGCCAACAGCAGAGGAGCGAGCUAGGGCUCUUUCAGCUCUCCUACCCAGUGCAGUUUCAGGAAAUGAAAUGAAUGUAAGUCCAGGCCGUCGAUUUAUGAUUGACCUCUUGGUGGGCAGUUUGAUGGCUGAUGGAGGUUUAGAGUCUGCAUUAAAUGCUGCUAUCUCUGCAGAAAUUCAGGAUAUUGAGGCAAAAAAAGAAGCCCAGAAAGAAAAAGAAAUUGAUGAACAGGAAGCAAAUGCCUCAACACUUCAUCGGAGCAGGACUCCAUUAGACAAAGACCUUAUUAAUACUGGGAUCUAUGAGUCUGCAGGGAAGCAGAGUUUACCUUUGGUUCAACUGAUUCAGCAAUUACUGAGGAACAUCGCUUCGCAGACUAUAGCCAAGCUAAAAGAUGUGGCUCGUCGCAUUUCUUCCUGCCUGGACCACGAACAUUACAGUAAAGAGAGGUCUGCUUCUUUGGACUUGUUGCUGCGUUUUCAGCGUUUACUUGUUAGUAAACUUUACCCAGGAGAGAAUGUUGGGCAGGUCCCUAAUACAUAUGGUCCUGAGCUUCUAGGAGUUGGUUCUCUGCUAAAGAAAUACACAGCACUUUUGUGCACACACAUUGGUGAUAUACUACCUGUGGCAAUCAGCAUUGCAUCCACUAGUCAUAGACAUUUUGCAGAAGUAUCUCGGGUUGUGGAUGGAGAUUUAACAGGUGUUCUCCUUCCAGAGUUGGUCGUUUCUAUAGUGUUGCUUCUCAAUAAAAAUGCUGGACUGAUGCAGGAAGCGGGUGCUAUUCCUCUGUUGGCUGGCCUUCUAGAGCAUCUGGACAGAUUUAACCAUCUAGCACCUGGAAAAGAGAGAGAUGACAAUGAGGAUUUAGCAUGGCCCGGAAUAAUGGGUUCAUUUUUUACUGGCCAGAGCUGCAGAAAUAAUGAGGAAGUAACACUUAUACGUAAAGCUGAUCUAGAGAACCAUAAUAAAGAUGGAGGCUUCUGGACAGUGAUUGAUGGGAAAGUGUAUGAUAUAAAAGAUUUUCAGACCCAGUCUUUAACAGGAAAUAGUAUACUUGCUCAGUUUGCAGGUGAGGACCCAGUUGUUGCUUUGGAAGCUGCCUUGCAAUUUGAGGAUACAAGAGAGUCGAUGCAUGCCUUCUGUGUUGGCCAGUAUAUGGAGCCUGACCAGGAAGUGAUUACAACACCAGAUCUUGGCAGUCUGUCAUCACCUCUCAUAGACACAGAAAGAAAUCUGGGCCUUCUUCUUGGACUGCAUGCUUCCUACCUAGCAAUGAGUACACCGCUUUCUCCUGUGGAGGUUGAAUGUGCCAAAUGGCUUAAGUCAUCUAUCUUCUCUGGAGGCUUGCAGACCAGUCAGAUACAUUACAGUUACAAUGAGGAGAAAGAUGAAGACCACUGCAGUUCACCUGGGAACACUACCCCAAACAAAUCAAAACUAUAUUCACAUCGACUAACCUUGAGUGACCAUUCACAACCAUUUCUGCAAGCCAUUGCAGAUAAUAAUAUUCAGGAUCACACUGUGAAGGACUUUUUAUGUCAAGUAGAGAGGUACUGCAAACAAUGUCACUUGACAACACCAAUCACAUUCCCUCCUGAGCAUCCUGUGGAAGAAGUAGGACGUUUACUCCUAUGUUGUCUUCUAAAACAUGAAGAUUUAGGUCAUGUGGCAUUGUCUCUAGUACAUCCUGGUACCCUGGGAGUUGACCAAGUCAAACACAGAACCUUACCGAAAUCUGUAGUAGAUGUAUGUCGUGUUGUCUAUCAAGCAAAAUGCUCGCUAAUUAAGACACAUCAGGAACAAGGCCGCUCCUAUAAGGAAGUUUGUGCUCCUGUCAUUGAACGUUUGAGAUUCCUGUUCAAUGAAUUGCGUCCUGCAGUCUGCAAUGACAUCUCCAUAAUGUCAAAGUUUAAACUUCUGAGCUCUUUGCCCCGAUGGAGGAGGAUAGCUCAGAAGAUAAUUCGAGAGAGAAGAAAAAAAAGAGUGCCAAAAAAAUCUGAAUCUGCUGAUGUGGAAGAAUCCAAAAUUGGAAAUGAGGAGAGUGACUUAGAAGAGUCAUGUGUUGUACCCCAUAGUCCUGUGUCUGUAGAUAAAAGGCCCAUACCAGUCAAGUCACCUAAGGAUAAAUGGCAACCACUUCUGAGUACAGUUACAGGUGUUCACAAAUAUAAAUGGCUGAAGCAAAAUGUGCAAGGCUUGUAUCCCCAGUCUGCUCUCCUCAACACCAUUGUUGAAUUUGCACUGAAAGAAGAGCCAGUGGAUGUAGAAAAGAUGAGAAAAUGUUUAUUGAAACAGUUAGAAAGAGCAGAAGUUCGUUUGGAGGGGAUAGAUACAAUUCUGAAACUGGCAACUAAAAGCUUCUUACUCCCAUCUGUGCAAUAUGCUAUGUUCUGUGGAUGGCAGAGGCUUAUUCCAGAGGGGAUCAAUAUAGGGGAACCGCUCACAGACUGUUUGAAGGAUGUUGAUCUGAUCCCACCAUUUAAUAGAAUGCUACUGGAAGUAACUUUUGGAAAGUUGUAUGCGUGGGCUAUUCAAAAUGUCCGGAACAUCUUGUUGGAUGCUAAUGUCAGAUUUAAAGAACUAGGUAUCCAACCUGUUCCUCUGCAAACCAUUACUAAUGAGAAUGCUGCCGGACCAAGUCUUGGGACCAUUCCACAAGCACGCUUUCUGUUGGUCAUGCUCAACAUGCUGACCUUACAGCAUGGUGCCAACACCUUGAACCUCCUUCUCAACUCUGGCAUGCUAGCAUUGACACAAACCACACUGCGGCUAAUAGGGCCUAGUUCUGACAACGUUGAAGAAGAUAUGAUUGCCGCUUCUCGAGGAGUUUCUGCCACGGUUUUGGAAGAGUCAAGGAAAGAAACCACACCAGUUCAGCUUCCUGUGUCUGGGCCAGAGCUGGCAGCCAUGAUGAAAAUUGGUACCAGGGUGAUGAGAGGGGUGGACUGGAAAUGGGGUGAUCAGGAUGGGCCCCCUCCAGGUUUGGGUCGUGUGAUUGGUGAACUGGGAGAGGAUGGCUGGAUUAGGGUUCAGUGGGACACUGGCAGUACAAAUUCUUACAGGAUGGGGAAGGAGGGAAAAUAUGACCUCAAACUGGCUGAGCCACCACCUGCAGCUCAACCCACAACAGAAGACUCUGAUACAGAGGAUGAUUCUGAAGGAGAACAAGCUGAAAGGAAUCUUCACCCCACUUCCACGAUGCUGAUGAGUACCAUGAACCUGUUACAGACGCUCUCUCUCUCUGCUGGAGUCCAUGCUGAAGUCAUGCAGAAUGAAGCGACCAGAACUUUGUGUGGAUUGCUUCGCAUGUUGGUGGAGAGUGGAACGAUAGAUAAAUCAACUUCGUUGCCAAAUAAGUUGGUUUAUAAAGAGCAGCAUAGAAGCUGGUGCACGUUAGGAUUCAUUCGAAGUAUAGCACUCAUGCCUCAGAUGUGCAGCACGCUUAGCACAUCUCAGUGGAUAACUUUGCUAAUGAAAAUUGUGGAGGGGCAUGAAUCUUUCACUGCUGCAUCACUACAGAGACAGAUCCUUGCUGUGCAUUUAUUAAAAGCGGUACUUCCAUCUUGGGACAAAACGGAAAGAUCAAGAGACAUGAAAUUUCUUGUGGAAAAACUAUUUGGUUUCUUAGGCAGUCUACUUAGUACUUGCUCUUCAGAUAUCCCACUACUCAGAGAAUCUACUCUGAGGAGGAGGAAGGCCAGGCCUCAAGCAUCUUUAACUGCAACUCACAGCAGUACUUUGGCAGAAGAGAUAGUGGCACUGCUGAGGACACUCCAUUCACUAAGUCAAUGGAAUGGACUCAUAAACAAGUACAUCAACUCUCAACUAACCUCCAUCACCCACAUCUUUGCAGGAAAACAGUCAGAAGGGAAUGUUUUAGAAGACUACUUCACAGAUUCUGAGAAUCCAGAGGUGGGAGGCUUAAUGGCUGUACUAGCAGUGAUUGGUGGAAUAGACAGCCGCUUGAGAUUAGGUGGACAAGUCGUUCAUGAUGAAUUUGGAGAAGGCACAGUGACGCGCAUCACACCAAAAGGAAGAAUCACCGUUCAAUUCUAUGACAUGCGAACAUGUAGAGUGUGCCCCUUAAGUCAACUAAAACCGCUUCCAGUAGUGGCUUUUAAUGUGAACAACUUGCCAUUCACUGAACCCAUGUUGUCUAUCUGGGCUCAGCUGGUAAACUUGGCCGGAAGUAAAAUAGAAAAACACAGAAUGAAGUCUCCCAACCAGGGUCUUUCAGGUCAAGUGGAUUUGGAUCUGCUGAGAUGCCAACAGUUAAAACUGUACAUAUUGAAAGCAGGUCGAGCUCUGCUAUCUCACCAGGAUAAAUUAAGGCAGAUCUUAUCUCAACCAGCUGUACAAGAGGCUGGAUCGAUUCCCACAGAGGAUGGAGCAGUUGCAUCGCCUGACAUAGGAGAUAUGUCUCCUGAAGGACCUCAACCUCCCAUGAUCCUCUUACAGCAGCUUCUGACAGCUGCUACCCAGCCAUCACCUGUGAAAGCAAUAUUUGACAAACAAGAGCUUGAGGCUGCUGCUUUGGCAGUGUGCCAGUAUCUAGCUGUGGAGUCCACUCAUCCUUCCACUCCACUGUUUGAAGACUGUAGCUCCAGUGAGGCCACAACACCCGUCACAGUGCAGCAUAUCCGACCUGCAAAAGUGAAGAAACGCAAGCAAUCUCCCAUUCCACCCCUCCCUAUUGUAGUUCAGCUUAUGGAAAUGGGAUUUCCUAGGAAAAAUAUUGAAUUUGCACUGAAGUCGCUCUCAGGGACCUCUGGAAGUGCUUCUGGAUUACCAGGAGUGGAAGCCUUGGUUGGUUGGCUGUUGGAUCACCCUGAUGUCCAGAUUACUGAUCUCUCAGAUGCUGAUACUGUGUCUGAUGAAUAUUCAGAUGAGGAGAUGGUAGAAGAUGUGGAAGAAGCUGAGGCUGCUUGUCCUAUUUCUAGUGGUGCUGUUGUUACAGAGAGCCAAACAUACAAGAAACGAGCUGAUUUCUUAAGUAAUGAUGAUUAUGCUGUGUAUAUACGAGAGAACAUUCAGGUGGGGAUGAUGGUUAGAUGCUGCAGGACCUAUGAGGAAGUUUGUGAAGGAGAUGUAGGUAAAGUUAUUAAAUUGGAUCGAGAUGGACUACAUGACCUCAAUGUGCAAUGUGAUUGGCAACAAAAGGGUGGCACUUAUUGGGUCAGAUAUAUCCACGUUGAGCUUAUAGGAUUCCCACCACAGAGUUCUCCUUCUCACAUUAAGAUUGGCGACAAAGUGCAUGUGAAAACCUCAGUUACGACACCUAAAUACAAAUGGGGAUCUGUUACUCAUAGGAGCGUGGGGGUUGUAAAAGCUUUUAGUGCCAAUGGAAAAGAUGUCAUCGUAGACUUCCCUCAGCAGUCUCACUGGACUGGUUUAUUGUCAGAAAUGGAAUUGGUCCCCAGCAUUCAUCCAGGGGUCACGUGUGAUGGCUGUCAGAUGUUUCCUAUCAAUGGGCCUAGGUUCAAAUGUAGAAACUGUGAUGACUUUGACUUUUGUGAAACCUGUUUCAAAACCAGAAAGCAUAACACCCGGCAUACUUUCGGCAGAAUAAAUGAACCAGGUCAGUCUCCCGUAUUUUGUGGGCGUUCUGGAAAACAGCUGAAGAGACAUCAUAGUAGUCAGCGAGGAAUGCUACUGGAUGACUGGUCACGAAUUGUUAAGAAUUUGAAUGUGUCGUCUUCUGUGAAUCAGGCUUCACGUUUGAUUGAUGGCAGUGAACAAUGUUGGCAGUCUUCUGGCUCACAAGGAAAGCACUGGAUUCGUUUAGAGAUUUUCCCUGAUGUACUUGUCCACAGACUGAAGAUGAUAGUUGAUCCUGCAGACAGCAGCUACAUGCCCUCUCUUGUUGUGGUUUCAGGUGGGAAUUCUUUAAAUAACCUUAUAGAGCUAAAGACAAUCAACAUUAACCCUGCGGACACCACGGUGCCUCUUCUUAGUGAUUGUAUAGAGUAUCACAGGUAUAUUGAGAUUGCUAUAAAGCAGUGCAGAAGCUCUGGAAUAGAUUGCAAAAUACAUGGUCUUAGCAUACUGGGGCGUAUCCGGGCAGAGGAUGAAGAUUUGGCUGCAGUCCCUUUCCUUGCUUCUGAUAAUGAGGAAGAGGAUGAUGAUAAAGCCAAUACUGGGAGUCUUGUCAGGAAGAAGAUGGCAGGGCUGGAAUCAGCAGCUACUAUAAGAACCAAAGUUUUUGUUUGGGGACUGAAUGACAAAGAUCAGUUGGGAGGACUAAAGGGUUCUAAGAUCAAGGUUCCUUCAUUCUCUGAAACACUUUCUGCCUUGAAUGUAGUACAGGUAGCUGGUGGAUCCAAAAGCCUUUUUGCAGUAACUGUAGAGGGCAAAGUGUAUGCCUGUGGAGAAGCCACUAAUGGAAGACUUGGUUUAGGCCUAUCCAGUGGAACUGUACCUAUUCCCCGACAGAUUACAGCUCUCAGUAAUUAUGUAGUGAAGAAGGUGGCUGUUCACUCAGGUGGCCGGCAUGCUAUGGCUUUAACUGUUGAUGGGAAGGUAUUUUCAUGGGGCGAAGGAGACGAUGGAAAACUUGGCCAUUUCAGCAGAAUGAAUUGUGAUAAACCAAGAUUGAUAGAAGCAUUGAAAACCAAGCGUAUCCGUGAUAUUGCUUGUGGCAGUUCUCACAGUGCUGCCAUCACAUCUAGUGGUGAACUGUACACAUGGGGCCUUGGAGAAUACGGCAGGCUGGGUCAUGGAGACAAUACUACACAACUCAAACCGAAGAUGGUUAAAGUGCUUCUUGGUCACAGAGUCAUUCAAGUUGCUUGUGGAAGCAGAGAUGCUCAGACUCUGGCUUUGACAGAUGAAGGUUUGGUGUUUUCCUGGGGAGAUGGUGACUUUGGAAAACUGGGCCGAGGAGGAAGUGAAGGAUGCAAUAUUCCUCAGAACAUUGAAAGACUAAAUGGCCAGAGCGUGUGCCAGAUUGAGUGUGGGGCUCAGUUCUCUUUGGCACUUACCAAAUCUGGAGUGGUGUGGACCUGGGGCAAGGGGGAUUACUUCAGGCUAGGUCAUGGCACUGAUGUUCAUGUGCGAAAGCCACAGGUUGUGGAAGGGUUGAGAGGGAAGAAGAUUGUACAUGUGGCUGUAGGUGCACUUCACUGCCUGGCUGUCACUGACACAGGACAGGUUUAUGCUUGGGGUGACAACGAUCAUGGACAACAAGGCAAUGGAACUACUACAGUCAAUAGAAAACCCACUCUUGUACAGGGUUUAGAAGGCCAGAAAAUUACACGUGUUGCUUGUGGAUCUUCCCACAGUGUAGCAUGGACAACAGUGGAUGUAGCUACACCAUCUGUUCAUGAGCCAGUACUCUUCCAAACUGCUAGAGACCCUUUAGGCGCUUCUUAUCUAGGUGUCCCAUCAGAUGCAGACUCUUCUGCUGCCAGUAACAAAAUCAGUGGUGUAAACAGUUCCAAACCUAACCGCCCUUCCCUCGCUAAGAUUCUUCUGUCGCUAGAUGGGAACCUUGCCAAACAGCAAGCAUUAUCUCAUAUAUUGACAGCAUUACAAAUCAUGUAUGCCAGGGAUGCAGUGGUUGGAGCACUGAUGCCUGCAAGUAUGAUUGCACCAGUGGAAUGUCCUUCUUCAUCCCCGGUCCCACCACCAGAUGCUGCUUCUACAGGGAGCCCUGCCAAUGGGGAAGAGUGUGUGCUAGCAGUGGAUGUUGAAGAGAGACUGAGUCCAAAUCCCUGGCAAGACAGGAGAGGAGAGGUUGUUUCUUCAGAAGAUGCUGUGACCCCCUCUGCUGUAACUCCCUCAGCUGCUGCUGCCUCUUCUCGUCCUUUCAUUCCAGUCACUGAUGAUCCUGGAGCUGCCAGUAUCAUAGCAGAGACCAUGACGAAAACCAAAGAAGAUGUAGAAAGCCAAAGUAAAGUAUCUGGUCCCGAACCCCAAUACUUGGAUGAGUUCACUAGUCUUUUAGUACCGGAUGACACACGAGUCAUGGUUGACCUGCUGAAGCUUGCUGUCUCCACCAGGGCUGGUGAGAAGGGAAAGGAUGUUCUUUCCGCUGUGCUGUCUGGAAUGGGCACUGCGUACCCACAGGUUGCUGACAUGUUGUUGGAGCUGUGUGUUACAGAGUUAGAAGAUGUGGCUACAGACUCGCAAAGUGGCCGUCUUUCUUCACAGCCAGUGGUGGUGGAAAGUAGCCAUCCAUAUACAGAUGAUACUUCAACCAGUGGCACUGUUAAAAUACCAGGUGCUGAGGGACUCAGAGUAGAAUUUGAUCGCCAGUGUUCUACAGAGCGACGCCAUGACCCUCUCACCAUAAUGGAUGGAGUCAACAGGAUAGUUUCAGUCCGAUCAGGUCGUGAGUGGUCUGAUUGGUCUAGUGAAUUGCGAAUUCCGGGAGAUGAAUUAAAGUGGAAAUUCAUCAGUGAUGGCUCUGUGAAUGGAUGGGGAUGGCGAUUCACAGUUUAUCCUAUCAUGCCAGCUGCAGGCCCUAAAGACCUCCUUUCAGAUCGCUGCAUUCUUUCUUGUCCAUCAAUGGAUUUGGUAACAUGUUUGCUGGAUUUCCGCUUGAAUUUUGCUUCCAAUAGGAGUAUAGUUCCUCGCCUGGCAGCGUCACUUGCAGCAUGUGCUCAAUUGAGUGCCCUAGCUGCUGGACACAGAAUGUGGGCCUUGCAGAGACUACGGAAGCUGCUAACAACAGAGUUUGGCCAAUCUAUUAACAUAAAUAGGAUUCUAGGGGAUAAUGAUGGAGAAACACGAACUAUGAGUUUCACGGGCAGUGCUUUAGCUGCUUUGGUUAAAGGCCUUCCAGAAGCUUUGCAGCGGCAGUUUGACUAUGAAGAUCCUAUUGUGAGAGGUGGCAAGCAGUUGCUUCACAGCCCUUUCUUUAAGGUGCUUGUAGCUCUUGCUUGUGAUCUAGAAUUGGACACACUUCCUUGCUGUGCAGAGACACACAAAUGGGCUUGGUUCAGAAGAUACUGUAUGGCCUCCAGAGUUGCUGUUGCUCUUGAUAAAAGAACUUCAUUGCCUCGCCUUUUCCUUGAUGAGGUGGCAAAGAAAAUCCGAGAAUUAAUGGCAGAUAAUGAGAAUAUGGAUGUUCUCCAUGAGAGCCAUGAUGCCUUUAAGAGAGAGCAAGAUGAACAGCUUGUGCAAUGGAUGAACAGGAGACCAGAUGAUUGGACCCUUUCAGCUGGAGGUAGUGGAACUAUUUAUGGUUGGGGUCAUAAUCAUAGAGGACAGCUUGGAGGUAUUGAAGGGGCAAAGGUGAAAGUUCCAACUCCAUGUGAAGCCCUUGCCACACUUAGACCUGUGCAAUUAAUUGGUGGUGAACAGACUCUGUUUGCGGUGACUGCUGAUGGAAAGCUUUAUGCCACUGGAUAUGGUGCAGGUGGCAGGCUUGGAAUUGGAGGGACUGAGUCAGUUUCCACACCAACAUUACUGGAAUCCAUUCAGCAUGUGUUCAUAAAGAAAGUUGCUGUGAACUCAGGAGGAAAGCACUGUUUGGCACUAUCUUCAGAAGGCGAAGUUUAUUCUUGGGGAGAGGCAGAAGAUGGUAAACUGGGUCACGGAAACAGAAGUCCUUGUGAUCGUCCUCGUGUAAUUGAGUCUCUGCGAGGGAUAGAAGUAGUUGACAUCGCUGCUGGUGGAGCACACAGUGCAUGUAUUACUGCAGCAGGGGAUCUUUAUACAUGGGGAAAGGGGAGAUAUGGACGCCUUGGGCAUGGAGAUAGUGAGGAUCAGUUAAAACCCAAACUGGUGGAAGCAUUGCAGGGCUAUCGUGUGAUCGACAUAGCCUGUGGUAGUGGAGAUGCACAGACAUUGUGCCUGACUGAUGAUGAUACUGUCUGGUCAUGGGGUGAUGGAGAUUAUGGAAAACUUGGGAGAGGAGGCAGUGAUGGCUGUAAAGUACCAAUGAAGAUUGAUUCCCUCACAGGCCUUGGAGUGGUUAAAGUGGAAUGUGGAUCACAAUUCUCUGUGGCUCUUACUAAGUCCGGAGCAGUAUAUACCUGGGGUAAAGGAGAUUAUCAUCGAUUAGGCCAUGGAUCUGAUGACCAUGUGAGAAGACCUCGACAAGUACAAGGGCUGCAAGGAAAGAAAGUCAUCGCAAUAGCUACUGGCUCUUUGCACUGUGUUUGCUGCACUGAAGACGGUGAAGUGUACACGUGGGGAGAUAAUGAUGAAGGGCAGCUUGGAGAUGGGACAACUAAUGCUAUUCAAAGACCCCGGUUGGUUGCAGCACUUCAGGGUAAAAAAAUAAACAGAGUUGCCUGUGGGUCAGCACAUACUUUAGCCUGGUCGACUAGUAAACCUGCUAAUGCUGGCAAGCUUCCUACCCAAGUUCCUAUGGAGUACAACCAUCUACAGGAAAUACCAAUAAUUGCAUUGAGAAACAGACUGUUGUUACUGCAUCACAUCUCUGAACUAUUUUGUCCUUGCAUUCCCAUGUUUGAUCUUGAAGGACGCCUUGAUGAAACUGGCCAGGGACCCUCUAUUGGAUUUGAUACUUUACGGGGAAUUCUGAUAUCGCAGGGAAAGGAGGCAGCUUUCAGAAAGGUUGUGCAAGCAACUAUGGUGAGAGAUCGUCAGCAUGGACCAGUUGUAGAACUCAACAGAAUACAGGUAAAGCGUUCUAGAAGUAAAGGUGGAUUGGCUGGUCCUGAUGGUACAAAGUCAGUGUUUGGUCAAAUGUGUGCUAAAAUGAGUUCCUUCAGUCCAGACAGUCUUCUACUACCUCAUCGUGUUUGGAAAGUAAAGUUUGUUGGCGAGUCUGUGGAUGACUGUGGUGGAGGUUACAGUGAAUCAAUAGCAGAAAUGUGUGAAGAGCUCCAGAAUGGGCUUACCCCUCUCCUCAUUGUGACCCCGAAUGGAAGAGAUGAAUCUGGAGCAAAUAGAGAUUGCUUCCUGUUAAACCCUGCUGCCAAGUCUCUCUUACAUAUGAACAUGUUUCGUUUCCUGGGUGUGCUGCUGGGCAUUGCUAUCAGAACUGGCAGCCCGCUAAGCCUCAAUCUGGCAGAACCAGUAUGGAAACAGCUGGCAGGGAUGAACCUAACAAUUGCUGAUCUCAGUGAAGUUGAUAAAGAUUUUAUUCCUGGGCUUAUGUACAUUCGAGACAAUGAAGCUACUUCUGAAGAGUUCGAAGCCAUGAGCCUUCCUUUCACAGUGCCAAACGCAAGUGGUCAAGACAUUCAGUUGAGUUCCAAAUAUACCCAUAUUACACUGGAUAAUAGAGCUGAAUAUGUGAGACUGGCAAUAAACUACAGGCUUCAUGAAUUUGAUGAACAAGUUGCAGCAGUUCGGGAAGGGAUGGCCCGGGUUGUUCCUGUUCCUCUUCUUUCACUCUUUACGGGAUAUGAACUGGAAACAAUGGUAUGUGGAAGCCCAGAUAUCCCACUUCACCUUUUGAAGUCUGUAGCAACAUAUAAGGGAAUUGAACCUACUGCCUCCUUGAUACAGUGGUUCUGGGAGGUGAUGGAAUCCUUCUCCAAUACAGAACGAUCUCUCUUCUUACGUUUUGUAUGGGGCAGGACAAGGCUACCUAGAACUAUUGCAGACUUCAGAGGCAGGGACUUUGUUAUUCAGGUUUUGGAUAAAUACAAUCCUCCAGACCACUUCCUUCCUGAGUCCUAUACAUGCUUCUUUCUGCUGAAACUGCCCAGGUAUUCUUGUAAGCAGGUACUGGAGGAAAAACUGAAAUAUGCCAUUCAUUUCUGCAAGUCCAUAGACACUGAUGAUUAUGCCCGGAUAGCACUGACAGGAGAGCCAGCUGCUGAUGACAGUAGCGAUGAUUCCGACAAUGAAGAUGCAGAUUCUUUUGCUUCAGACUCUACACAGGAUUAUUUAACAGGACAUUGAAGCAAGUAACAUAAGAGACAAAUAUGUCACAAGCACUGAGGCAUGAAACGCCACUCGUGGCAUUUGAGCAAAGGAGUACAGAAUAUGUAUAACCAGAGGAAUACUAAUCUUCUGAACGUGGGGAAAGCUUGUUUGUUACUCACAAUAGGAAUAAUGGAGUAUAACUUAAGGCAUCUGCUUAGAAUAAAUGGCACGGUAUAUGGGCAUUUAACAUUUAUUUUAAGAGUUGAGAGUGUCCCCCAUAAGACUGCACUACAUUUAGAAGCUUUGUGUUUACUAAAGUGUUGUAAAUGUUUAUAUACAUAUGGUAGUGCAGCAUCCAGAAAAAGCAGUGAAACUUUUAAAUUGUGGGUGCAAUAGAUUUUUUUCAUAAUAAGUGUUUGUGUUCUGUGUAACUUCUUGAUUGUAUAUUGGAAAUACUGUGCAGCAGCUGAAUAGUAUUAUAAAUAUUUCAAUUAACUUUACUAGAAGUUUGUUUAUUAAACUUUUUGAACAUUAAAUUAUCAGUAUUCCUUGAAAUACAUCUAUAGGUAAUUAAACGAAAAAGGCCAUUAGGUUCACCUCCUCUCCCUGUUUGUAUAUUUUAGCUUAUGCAUUAUGUAUCUCAAAUCGAUACCUUUCUGUGAACAGCAUCAUAAUUCUUAUCAUGGGAAGUGUAUUGUAUAUAAUUAAUUUGUGCCAUGUAUAUGCAAAAAUUAUAAUUUCCCUCUAAAUAAAACUUCAGUCACAAAGAC